Heterocephalus glaber (naked mole-rat) is the source of this 122-nucleotide messenger RNA. RefSeq names its product hemoglobin subunit beta. Gene Ontology annotation, molecular function: oxygen carrier activity; haptoglobin binding; peroxidase activity. Gene Ontology annotation, biological process: hydrogen peroxide catabolic process; oxygen transport. Gene Ontology annotation, cellular component: blood microparticle; haptoglobin-hemoglobin complex; hemoglobin complex. NCBI's taxonomy places the organism in Eukaryota, Metazoa, Chordata, Mammalia, Rodentia, Bathyergidae. The record is from RefSeq and is marked provisional.
GUCGUGUUCACUAGCAACCCAGAAACAGACACUAUGGUGCACCUGUCUAAUGAGGAGAAGGCUGCCGUCACCAGUCUGUGGGGGAAGGUGAACGUGGAAGAAACUGGUGGUGAGGCCCUGGG